This is a messenger RNA of Rhizophagus irregularis DAOM 181602=DAOM 197198, 2145 nucleotides long. RefSeq lists its product as uncharacterized. NCBI's taxonomy places the organism in Eukaryota, Fungi, Glomeromycota, Glomeromycetes, Glomerales, Glomeraceae. The record is from RefSeq and is a predicted model, not a curated record.
AUGAAACUUUGGAAAGUUAAUGUCAUGAGAAAAGAUAUCAAAGAUAAAAAUGUUUCUACCGAAGAAGACAUUGUACAAAAACUUGGUGGAAAAGAAAUAGAACUUCAAGAACUAUUUGAAGAAUAUUUUCAAGAUGAAUUAGAUCAUAAAAAUUUUAAAGCGUCUAACAUUCACAUCAUCGCCACCACUGGCAAAAGGAAGACGGAAGAGUUUAACUUAGGCGAAGAAAAUAUAAGUCAAAACUCGAAAAAAGAAAGACUAACAGGUUUUACUUUCAGAUCUACUCCUGAAUCUAUAGUGGAAUAUUUAUUGGAACAAAAGGGACUUAAGGAUGAUUUCAGUAAACCACAUAAACUUUGCGCUAAUCUAAAUAAGCUUGAAAGAAAAGGCCGAGAAGGGUCAUUUUAUGAUGCAUAUAAAUAUAUUUUGGACCAGCAUUUUAAAGUUAAACUCGCAAGAGAUAAUAAAUUGGAUUUAAACGAUAAAAUAUUCUAUCCUCUUUUUGCACUUCAAUCUACACCAGGAGGAGGAAAGUCUUAUUUUCUUGAUGAGUUUGCCUCUUUAAAAAAAGAAGAUCUUAAUUCUUUUAAACAAAAAAACCUAAAUGACCCAACUGAAAUAGUCGAUUGUAUUAUAAAGGAACUGUGUAAUUCAGUUUCCACUUGUAUAUCAUAUAAUGGGAGUUCAGUAUAUGUCGCUAGUAGAGAUGGAGAUGGUGGCGUAAAGGGAUUAGUGAUGCGUAUUAUAUGGAGUUACUUUUUUGAUGGAACAAAGUUGCCCUGGGCUUUCUUCUGUAAUCAAUUCGAAGAAAAAUUUGGUUCAUUGGAUAUCUUGACAGCCACUCAAAGCAUCAUACAUCAUUCAGGAAAAUCAGUACUUCUUUGUGUUGAUGAGAUUAUGAAAAUUGAUAAUGAAAAUCACUCAAAUAUUAUUAGCUUAUUAAAUAAUCUUUACACACCCUACCAUAGUUUGGCAACCAAAGAUAAAAAAUUUAGGUUUAUUAUAACUACUCUUGAUGCAAUUUGCUUAUGGGAUACUCAAACGGCUUUAGGUAGACAAAUAAAUUGGAUACCUUUACGAAGACUUGAAUUUUCGGAAUCAAUAGAGCUAUUUAAAGAGGUCAUAAAAAAAUUAGAAUCAGAUAGUAGAGUGUCUGUUCUUUGCAAGUGCAUAUCAGGCUGUAAUGGUCAUCCAAGAACGCUUGAGAAAUUUUAUGAACUUUUAAGUAACACCACAGCUUUGACGACCUAUGGUUGGGCCGCUCUCAUUGAAGAGUUAACAAAAAAAAUCGUUAAUUGGUUUGUUAAUUAUAUUACAUUUCCUGUAGUUAAGUUGGCUCUAUUAGGAGAAUAUGUACGCUUAGAUACAAUGGUAAAAGUAACAGCUUGUAAGGAGUUGAGCGUUAAAGAUCUCAUUACUUCUGGAGUUUAUAUUAAUUCUGUUACUAAUCAAGAUGAUGUUAAUGAAGUUAUUCCAACCUUAACUCUUGUUAGCCUCUAUUAUUUUUGUAUGAAAACUGUGGAAGGUGAUGAUGCAAAGACUGUUGCCAGGAUAUUAAAAAAUUUAUUUCAUGUAGAAGAUCAUUUUGAUUUAAAAUCAAAUGAUGGAAAGGCGUUUGAAAAGUUUCAUAUGAAUUUGGAGUUGCUCUACCGUGCACUACAUCAUAGGAAUAAGGAUGAUCACGAGGAUAGAACGGAAAUGGGCCUUCAUGAAAUUUAUGGUUUAUGUUUACCCAAUCAGAGUAAGGAGGUAAAAAUCAGGAUUCAACGGAAGAAUAUUGUAACAUUACACAUGAGCAUAGAGUUUCCUUCAAAGGAUGGUAAAAUAAAUGACAGUAGAGGUAUUGAGAUUAAUGAUCACCUUGAUAAAUAUAUGUUUGUUCCUACAAAAUCAAACAACAGUGGAUUUGAAAUGGUGAUGUUUGAAGAAAAGGCUAACGGUGGUGGUUACAUUGCUUUAAAUAUUGAGUGCAAAUUUUCUUGGCCAGAAAUGGUAUGGAGAGAUAUAGGUAAACUCGAUGAUGAAAUAUUGAAUAACAAAAAUAUUAUCAUUGUUGGAAGAAAAGAAUUAGAAAAAAUUUAUUCACCUUCUCUCGUAUCACGGCCACAAUUUUAUGGCGAUAUUCAAAAAAAAAUCGAAAAUUAG